Frankliniella occidentalis (western flower thrips) is the source of this 3887-nucleotide messenger RNA. It is a transcript of the gene SamDC, whose product is annotated as S-adenosylmethionine decarboxylase proenzyme. The record is from RefSeq and is a predicted model, not a curated record. Gene Ontology annotation, biological process: spermine biosynthetic process; spermidine biosynthetic process. Gene Ontology annotation, cellular component: cytosol. The transcript has 8 exons. Gene Ontology annotation, molecular function: adenosylmethionine decarboxylase activity. Lineage: Eukaryota; Metazoa; Arthropoda; Insecta; Thysanoptera; Thripidae. The coding region runs from base 118 to 1149 and encodes 343 amino acids.
UCUUUUUCCGAGCGCUGCGACGGGAAACGCGAGCGCAGCGGGCACCCAGCCAGCUGUCUAAAAGGGAGGCAGCGGAGAAACUGUGCAGUCGAGUCGAGAGUCCCAGGAAGGUUAAACAUGGAAAAAAUGGCAGAAACUGACCAAAACUUUAAUGGUGCUCAGUAUUUCGAAGGGGUUGAGAAGCUGCUUGAAAUAUGGUUCACGCGCACCGACGGCAAAACCAAGACUUGCGAUCUUCGUUCCAUCCCGAGGAACAAGUGGGAGAGCUUGCUGCAGAUAGUUCACUGUGAAGUAAUCAGCUUCUCUAGCAAUGAGCAGGUUGAUGCUUAUGUCUUAAGUGAAAGUAGCAUGUUUGUGUCUAAAGACAGGUUCAUCUUGAAGACAUGUGGAACAACAACUCCUUUAGAAUGUGUUGAGCCUCUGCUCAAACUGGUUAAGCUGCAUGCUGGAUUCAAUGCAUACGAGGAUGUAUUUUAUUCACGCAAAAAUUUCAAACGCCCUGAACUGCAGAAAUCUCCACACAGAUCCUUUGACCAGGAAGUGGAUCUCUUGAAUUCAAUCUUUAAAGAUGGUUCGUCCUAUUGCCUUGGUGAUGAAGAGUCUGAAUGCUGGUAUCUUUAUACACUACACCCCAACAAUGUGCCAUCCUCUGAUCUCACUCGCUCUGAUCAAACCCUGGAGAUAUUGAUGUCUGAUCUCGAUCCCAAAGUUAUGAGCAUUUUUACCAAAGCUAAUUCAUCAUCAGCCACUGAGGCCACUAAGAAAUCUGGAAUAGAUAAGCUAAUUCCCAGCAUGCGCAUUGAUGACUUUUUGUUUGACCCCUGUGGUUACUCUAUGAAUGGAAUCAACAAGGCUGGUCAUUAUAUGACAAUUCAUAUAACACCUGAGCCUGACUUCUCUUAUGUCAGUUUUGAAAGCAACAUCCCACAGUCAUCGUACAAGGAUGUUAUUUCUCGUGUUAUUGAGACAUUCAAACCAGGAAAAUUUGUAGUGACCAUAUUUGCUAACCAGGCCUCUCCUGCUUCCUCCUCAGCCCAUGAAAUGGAGAAACUGUCUCGCUUUGGUCCGUGGAUGCAGGGCGAUAUUCAGUACUGCCGUCUGAACAACUACGACCUGAGCUACACCUUCUACUCAAAGUUCCCCAGCUGAGGUUUUCUGUUGGCCCGCUUUAGGCAAACUUUGACCUUGCGGAGCCCAAUUUUAUCUAUUAGUUUAAUUUCUUCUAACAUAACACUACCUCUCUUAGCGUGCUUUGCAUUUGUUUUAAAUUAUUCACCCUUUUUAAUGGCCUUGAUAUUCAUUGCCAAUUUAUUACUAGUGCAAUGGAUAUAUCAGAACGCAUACAUUCAUAGAUGUAGGAAAAUGUAUUACAUGUGGUAUGAGAAAAUUUCAUGAGAGUGGGCUUUGCCUGAGAUUUUAUUUCAAGUAUGUGGACCUGAGUUUUGUCUAUGUAGAAGUUCCUUCAUUAGCCUCAGUCUUAUUAAUUUUGACUUGAGUUCAAUGGUAGUGAGCUUAUUUAUGGAUAGAUGACAUUUGUUGGAAAGGUUUUAACUCAUUGAAAUUAGUGAGAGAAAUCCUUUUCACUCUAGUUAAUUUUGAUUAUUUUCCGAAUAUCAAUUUUAGAGGGCACCCAAAGUUUAUUGGGGAACCUCAUUGUUUUUGGGCCAGUGUGGGAACAACGCUGUGGUUAUUGCAGGUUGACCAUAACUGACCUUCUAUGCAAUAUAUAUUUUACCUAAUUGUUGUUCUAUUUCACUUAGCUAAGAGUUAUAUUUGUCUCAAUACUCCUUGUGAGAGUGGCUCAUGUAGAAAGAUAAUUUUAGUCUACCUUGGAGUUUGUUUGUAAUUGUAUGAGCUGUGAUGCGAUUUAGGCAUUCCAUUAAUCUACCCUCAGCUGCGGCACAAGUGCCAGUUUUAGGGAGUAGGAAGAGCAACCUUGGAUGCUAUUUGAAGUGUUGUGCAAAUGUUCCUUGUUGUGGUUUAAGCUUAAGCGUAGUUUUAAAAACAGAAUUCUCAAAAUAUUGCACAACAUUGCAUGCAACACCAGUUGCCCUCUUUUUACCCCUGGAUAUUGGAAUUUGUCAUUGGCUGAGUUUUAGUCAUGACUGAUUUUAUUGACUUAACUAGUUGUAUCACUCUGACCUUUGGAGUUACAGCAAUGGAGCUGUGAAGUGUACCUGUAUGUUUAUUUUUGUUUGUUUUUUUAAAAUUUCAUUGAUUUUUUUCAUCCAAAAAGACAAAGCACUUUCAGAGCGUGGCUAACUAAUUUCCAUUAAGUUUUGUAACAUUCAUUUUGUUAUCUCUGCUUGCGUUUUGUUUUGUUUGAAAGUUGAAUUAGAAAAUUCAAAAUUUGGGCAUGUUGAAUAUGUGUUACAGUUUUGCACAUCUGUAAUUUUCAUUUGUGGAUGAAACAAUGAAACUCGGAUGUCUUCCACUGUUUACUUUUGUGCUGGGUGUUUUCAAUGUGUGAUGUUUGUUUUCUGAGCAUUUACUCUGCCAGACUUACAACUAACCCUCUGUAGAACAACCAGUAUUUGAUAGUUAUUUUUCCUCUUUCUUUUUUCUUUCCCUUUUUUUUUUUUUGUGAUAGAUUAGUAAAUUUAAGACAGCAUUAGAGCUACAUCAGUCAUUCUGAUGAAUCCAUUUUCAAUUAGAUCUGAUAUCUGCAUAAUAGGGCAAUGCUGUGCAUAACUUAUGGUCUUUUUUUGGGGAAAGAACUCACAAUCUUUACCUUUAAACGUCCACACCUCAUACAUCGAAUUGUUAGUACCUAAUUAUUGCUAACACAGCAAGCGCUCAGCUCUGUGAUUUAUUUUUCUUUAGUUAGGAAAUUUUAUUAGUUAGCAUAUUUUAAAAAACUUUUGAGAUAGCAUUUAAUAUUUUGUUGAACCGAGGCUUCUGGCAUUUUUCGCUGGUUUUACAUCAAUCAAUUGGUUAGUGGUGCUGUUUUCCCUUAGUUUUAUUAAACUUUGGUAAUAACAUGGACAACUGAGCCAAAACUCAGAUAUAUGGCAUGCCAGUGUUGCAUUUUCCUUAAGGCUUUUUCAACCCCAUCUUUAAACUGGGUCUUUAAAAGUACAUCAUACGGUGUUUGUAACUUUGUGCAUUGCAGCCACUGAUGGUCACAGGAUUUAUCUCUUGAAAUUUUGCCUUCUUUUAUGUACUUCUUCUCAGGCACUGUAUAUUAUAUAAGAGGAGAGAGCUCCCAUGAUGCAAGGUAACACCUUGUCCCAUGUAAGCACUUUCUCAUCUCUGUAUUUGUCAUUAUUUCAGGAAAGUCAUGAAUGGUUCUAAAAGUUGUGGUUGUAUAUGUUCUGAUAUUUGCAUUAAAACAUUGUAAUUGAAAAUGAAAAAGAAAUUAUUUUAACUUUAUAAUCGCAGUACUAAGGGUGCUUAUGAAACUGCCUGUUAAAGUUGCUGUACAAAACUGUUAAGGUUGAAUUUUCUGGCAAUAUAAGAUGUUUUUAUUGAAUGUUACUAGUGAGGGUGAGAGGUUGCUGUUAUUAUUGGAACCACAUAUUUUUGAGUUGUAUGUUACAGAAAGUCUACAGUCUGUUCUACAGUACAAGCGGGCGUGCAGUGAGAGGUAGAGAUGUUAAGAAGCCUGUUUUUUUGAAUUUUCCAUCAUAUAUAAUGACAAAUUAAUUUUUGGUAGGUUUUGUAGGUCAAACAACCAAGUUGUUGCUUGUGUGUUAUAGGCAAUGAUUGGUUUGCUAUGUUUGCUCUCUCCUAAUCUUCUCUUAGAUCUAGAGAUGACCAUUGGUCAAACAAGUACUUAAAACUUGAUUGAAAUAUACAUAGCCAACUCUGGCUCGUUCACUCAUAAUAGUAAUCAUGCACAAAUGUUAUCAAACUGUAUUAAAUUAAAGUAAUCCUGUGCUACCUUG